Molecule: messenger RNA, 4373 nt
Organism: Notechis scutatus (mainland tiger snake)
Lineage: Eukaryota; Metazoa; Chordata; Lepidosauria; Squamata; Elapidae
Source: RefSeq, a predicted model, not a curated record
UUUGGCUGGGCACCCAAACCUUUCAAUUCAAAGAUAAAACAAAGUCUGCUUGUUGCUUGUCAGCCUGCAGAAUUUCAUUUCUGGAGAGGUUUUUAAGUCAAGACUGGAACAGCCACCUAUCUGAAAUGGUAUAGGGUCUCCUGCUUAACUAGAACGACCUCCCAGGUCCCUUCCAGCUCUGUUCUGAUUGAUUGAUUGAUUGACUUCUUUCAGCCUGAACACUACACGCCUGUGGCAUUGCGCUCUGUUAAGGCCAAAUUGGGAAGGCAUAGAGUUCCUUUGGACUUGCUAGAGGUUCUCCUGGGGCAUUAAAAAAAAAAGAGAGAGAGAGAGAGAUGGAGGAACAAGGCUCAGCUGGCUCUGAAGGAAAAGAAGGCCACCAUCCCACCCUGUCCAAGAGCGGUGAAGCGUGUCGGAAAAGGAUCGUGUGGGAGAUUUUGGAGAAGGAUCCGGAGGUCCAUCGCCGGUGUUUCAGGGAUGUCUGCUACUGGGAGGCGGGAGGUCCCCGAGAGGUUUGCAGCCGCCUCCACCAUCUUUCCCGUCAGUGGCUGCAACCGGAGAGACGCACCAAGAGUCAGAUGCUGGAUCUGGUGAUCCUGGAGCAGCUGCUGGCCAUCCUGCCCGAGGAGAUGUCCACCUGGGUGAGGGAGUGCGGAGCAGAGAGCAGCUCGCAAGCGGUGGCCCUGGCCGAAGGCUUCCUCCUGGGUCAGACGGAGUGGAAGAAGCCGGAGGAGGAGGAGGAGCAGCAGCAGCAGAGAAAUCACUCCUUUAUAAAAAUGGAAUGCGAUUUCCCAGAGGCUCCCCUGCUGGACACUGUAGUAAGGAAUCCUUUGCAAACAGGGAUUCCGCAAGAAGAUGCCAGAGGAAUCGCGUUGCAAGGGAAUGAAUUGAUGCCGGCAAACAGUACAGAGUCUCCGGUUUUUCUCUGCGGUGGAAUAGAAACCGUGGUUGACCCAGAUCAGGAUCUGGCCACUAUCGAAGAGCUGGCUGUGUAUUUCACUGAGGAAGAGUGGAUUCUGUUGGAUCCCGACCAGAAAGCUCUCUAUAAGCAAAUCAUGGAAGAGAAUUUUGAAAUUGUGACUUCUCUCAGACGUGACCGAUAUAAAACAAAAGAACACCUGACGGGGACAAAACCAUAUAUGUGCUUGGAGUGCGGAAAAAGUUUUGGUUAUAAAAACCACCUUACCUGUCAUCGAAGAAUUCACACGGGAGAAAAACCCUACAAAUGCCUGGCGUGCGGAAAAUGCUUCAACCGGAGUUCCAGCCUCCUUAAGCACAAACGAAUUCACACGGGCGAGAAACCCUAUGCGUGCCUUGAGUGCGGAAAGCGCUUCAGCCAGAGUUCGAGCCUCACCAAGCACAAACAAAUUCACACGGGUGAGAAACCCUACGCCUGCUUAGUGUGCAGCCGGAGCUUCGUGAAGAAGAUCAAUCUCACGUCCCAUCAGAGAAUUCACACCGGGGAGAAGCCAUACGAGUGCUCGGAAUGCGGGAAGACUUUCAGUCACAAAAUAAAUCUCCUUUCUCACCGGAGAAUUCACACCGGAGAGAAACCCUAUCAAUGUCGGGAGUGUGGGAAGAGUUUUAGCCAGAAUACGGGCCUGACGAAACAUCAAAGGACUCACACGGGCGAGAAACCUUAUAAGUGCUUAGAAUGUGGCAAGACGUUUGGUCAUAAGACGAAUCUCACCGCUCACCAAAGAAUUCACACAGGGGAGAAGCCGUACCUGUGUUUGGUGUGCGGGAAGAGGUUCAGUUCCCGGACUGGUCUGACUUACCAUGAAAGGACCCACACCUAGAGGAAGCCAUUUAAAUGCUUAGAGUGCGGAAAGAGCUUCACUCAGAAGAUCAUUCUCGUGAAGCAUCAUUUGGAAGAGAAGGGGUUCUCUUAUUUGGAAUGUGACAAUCCAGCCAUGUAUCUCGCUGCGCACCAAAGCAUCUUCAAACACCCAAAACCGCAUCAGUGUCCGCAGUGCGGGAAAACUUUUAGUCAGAGCACGGGGCUCCGGAAUUACCGGCUCAUUCACGAAGGCGGGAAGGAGUGCGCUUGCUCGGUCUGCGGAAAAAGCUUCAGUCACAAACUCAUCCUCAGUUGUCACGAAAGGAUCCACACUGGGGAGAAACCGUACAAGUGUCUGGAAUGCGGCAGAAGCUUUAAUCACAAGAAAAACCUCUCGAGGCACCACCGAAUCCACACAGGAGAGAAACCAUACCGGUGCUCAGACUGUGGGAAGUGUUUCGGUCAGAAAGUAGACCUCACCAAACAUCAACGGAUUCACACCGGAGAGAAACCAUAUCAAUGUUCGGAGUGUAGGAAGAGUUUCAGCCAGCGUACCAACCUUUUCCAGCAUCAGAGCAUUCACACGGGGGGGGAAAUACACCCGCUUAGAAUGUGGGAAAAGUUUCACUUGGGCGGCCCUCCGCGCCUGUGGGAAGCGUCUCCUCUGGCUCAGAGGGCGGAAAGGCAUUGCAUUGCAUUGCAGGGAGAAAAGACAAGACAGUUGGGAGAAAAAAGACAUCGUCCCAUUUUCCCCCCCUCGAUGGAUGAGCAGGUGGCCGCAGGACUGAGUGCUUGGGAAAGAAUAGAGAAUCUUUCCAAAGCUCCGCUGGUUGCACAGAUGAACAGCUCCGAAGAGCUGCUGAUGGAGGCACCACCACAUCACGUGAAGGAGGAACCCGCCGAGGGUUUGCAAGAUCCCUGGGAGAACCAGUGGCAGGAGUUCCUCAAGACCUUGAAGGCACCAGACUUGGAGUGGGGGGCUCCACAGAUGCCUGAUCGGCUCACUCCCUGGGACGAUGCCAGAAGCUUCCUGGCCUCCUUUGAACAAGUCGCAACCGCUUGCCGAUGGCCUCGGGAUAAGUGGGUGGCCUUUCUCCAGCCAGCCCUGAGUGGAGAGGGCAAGCAAGCCUUCAGCCUCCUCCGUGUUCCAGAGAGAGCAGACUAUGAGACGGUGAAGGCCGCCAUCUUGGAAGAAGAGGCUGCCGCCAGGGAGAGGCAACGCCAGCACUUCCGGCAGCUCCGCUACCGGGACACGGAAGGCCCGAGAGGCGUUUGUGGGCAACUGCGGGCACUCGGCUGUGGGUGGCUGAAAGUCGAGAGACGCACAAAAGACGAGAUUUUGGAACUGCUGAUCCUGGAGCAGUUCCUCAGUAUCCUGCCGGUGGAGAUGCAAAUUUGGGUCAGGAAACGUAAGCCCGGCAGCUGCACCCAGGCAGUGGCCUUGGCUGAGGACUUCCUGUCGAAGCAGAAAGAGGCCGCAAAAUUGGAAACGAAGGUGCCACCGACAGAGGAGUCUGUGGAACCUUCUGAGACAGGACAAGCUCUGGAUUGCUGGGCUGCCCAGCUCAGCAGAGACACCAAGGAAGGCGAGAGCAAAGAGGCAACAUGGCUGUGUGAUGAGCAGGUAUGGGAGAAAGAGGUGACCUCCAUUCAUCCCAAAGGACAAGAACAGAGGGCUCCCAAGGAUGUUUCUCUGGAAACAAACAAGGAUUUCCCAUACUGUAAGAAUGGUGCGAUGUUGGAAGGUCCAAGAGAAAGGGGGAACGUGCCAGCAACGGGCCUUGAGAAGGGGGUGGACCUGUCUAUGUUGUGCAUUCAUGAUCCGAGCAGUGCUUCAGAACAGCAGAAAUUCCUGGGUGACCAGGUGCAGCACCCCAAACUGGAGGUUCCCAGAGAGAACUUUGGACAAACCUCGGAUCUUCUUCCGCGUCAAAGUACAGAUACGGCUGGGAAAUCGUAUCCAUCUUCACAGGGUGGGAACAGCGUGAUAUCGAGCCAGGCCUUUAUAACCCAGUCGGGAGUUUACGCGGCUCCGGGAAGCAUGAAAUGCUCCCACUGUGAUCAACGCUUCCACUCUGCUUCAAGGUUCAAGGAGCAUUUGAGCAUCCAUAGCGGAGGGUCUUCAUUGAACUGCUGUUAUUGCGGAAGAAACUUCGGGUCCUGUUCAGUCUUACAGGAGCAUCUCCGAGCGCACGCGGCAGAGAGGCCGUACCGAUGCCCGGACUGCGGAAAGCGUUUCAACCAGAAGCAUUACUUGACCAUCCACGAGAGGCUGCACAGCGGAGAGAAACCCUACCAAUGCGUUCACUGCGGGAAAAGCUUUCCGGAGAGAUCCCGGCUUCUCAUCCACGAGCGGAUCCACACGGGCGAGAAUCCCUUCCUUUGCUCUGAGUGCGGGAAGGGCUUCAACCAGAAGGGGAACCUCAUGACCCACAUGAGGCUGCACACGGGAGAGAAACCCUACAAAUGUGCGCUUUGCGAGAGGCGGUUCAGCCAAAAGGCAGGCCUCAGCGCCCACGAGAAAACCCAUGUAGGCCUGAAAAGGACAUUUUGAUAUAGGCUGCUUGGCUGAUACCUCGCAUGGAUGAAACUU